CAGCAAGCAGUAGCGCGCAUCUCGAAAACGAGGCGAUAGUUCGCAGUCAAUUCGAAGCCCCAAAACCCAAAGCAGACAAAAAUCAUUCAACAACGUUGGGUGAACUUUGCAAAGUUGUGAUAUCAGUACACGGGAAUUUCUGGAAUUUUGGAGCACGGAAGAACACUAAGCUGCCUCAGACACGUUUAGUGUUCGCCAGCUUGUGCCAAACAGUACUUCGACAGCCACGCCGGUGCGUGUGAAAUCUAACUUGCCGUGCAAAGUGAAUUGUAUUGCCUGAAUCAGAGAAGAAUCAAACUUCAGUAAACUGAUCGAAUCGAAGAUCGUCUAGACGAAACGCAAGCAAAGAAGGGAGUGUCGAAAGUGGUAGUGCCGUGCCGUGUAAAGAUGAGUGGUGGAUUCUUCUUUGAGCACAUCGUCGAGUUCCUGCUGCCGAAGCAGCAAACCCAGAAGGAAGCCGAUGUGGCGAAGUUCCCAGCCCAGUCAGUGAUGAGGAAAUAGUUUGGAAUUUUUGUUCACACAUACUGUUUUUAGUUUUAAUCGGAAACGUUACCGUUUUGGUGUGCAGUUCACGAUAUCCGCAAGUACAUUUGAGUGUGACGUACGCUCCGUCCAGGAGAAAACAAAACGGGAGGUAAAGAUGUUGAAAAAGUACGUGCUCAAACUGACCAACACGAUCGGUACGGUCGACUAUCUGAAGCGCCGUUCAUCCACACCGACGGAAGUGAUCCGCCAGCAACAGCAGCAGCAACAGCAACAGAACCAACAACAGCCAGAAAACCUUUCUACGUCGCAGAAAGGCUUCGGGAAGUUUUCGCGCAAUGGCCGGAAAUGUUUGCGGCGACGUUUCUCGAGCAUCUCGUCCGCCGACAGUGGCAUCCUGGAGGAGAUCGAUCAGGAGGACGAGCUGCAGGCACAGCUACAGCAGCGCCAGGAGCAGCACCUGCUACAGAUGAAGGAGAAGCAACUGCUGCUGAAGGAGGAGCAAGAGGAGACUGACUCCGCGAUAACGACACCCACAUCGGAGGAAACGGAGCACGAUCUUGCAAGCCGUUUUCCAACGACCCUCGAUACGUCGCUGCUGGCAGUGCCGGUAGCACAGAUCAUCAUCUCCACUGCGAUAGCGGAACUCCGGACCGCACUGCUGUUCUAUCCAUGGUUCCACGGCAAUCUGUCCGCUAAGGAGGCGGAAAAGCUUAUCCUAGAACGCGGCAAGAAUGGUUCGUUUCUAGUGCGUGAAUCUCAAAGCAAGCUCAGUGAUUUCGUGCUUUCGGUCCGGGCGGACGACAAGGUGACGCACGUCAUGAUUCGAUGGCAUGAAAAAAUGUACGACGUUGGCGGUGGACAAAAGUUUGCUACCUUGUGCGACCUGAUCGAACACUACAAGCGCAACCCGAUGGUGGAAACGUGCGGUACCGUCGUCCAUCUGCGGCAACCGUUCAAUGCGACGCGCAUCACGGCGGCCGGCAUCAACGAUCGGGUCGAGCAGUUGCAGCGCGAAAACGGUGGCCAAUCGUACGGCAAGGGCGGAUUCUGGGAGGAGUUUGAAUCUCUGCAGCAGCAGGAAUGUCGGCACACGUUUUCGCGCCGCGAAGGCCAACGGAACGAGAACCGCGCCAAGAAUAGAUAUAAGAACAUUUUACCAUUUGAUCAUACCCGGGUGAAGCUGAAAGACGUGGACAGUUCGCUACCGGGUGCCGACUACAUUAAUGCCAACUACAUCCGUCAACCGACCGAGGCGGAGCAGUGUGAUAUGAGCUCGUCGUCGGAAAAUUUGGCCCAACCGAACGGUUGCACCGGGAGCUCGCAACCGAACGCCACCAACAACAACGGCACCAACGGUAGCAACAUCUCGUCGGCGUACAGUGCCGGGUCGGGUCAGCCGACAAAAAAUUGUUCCAGCUGUCAGCUGCUCAACAAACCCUGCUCCCAGUGCUCCCUAAAGGCCAACAGCGAGAUGAAACACAAACGCAACGAAUCGAUCACAUCCCGAAUGCAGUUGCAGCAACAAUCACCCCACAAGCGGGACGAGAAGGACAUGUUCAAGACGUACAUCGCGACGCAAGGAUGCCUCACCAACACGAUACAGGACUUCUGGAACAUGAUCUGGCAGGAGAAUACGCGCGUCAUCGUCAUGACAACCAAAGAGAUGGAACGGGGCAAGAAGAAAUGCGAAAAGUACUGGCCCGAUCCGCAACAAAGCAAAGAAUGGGGGUACGCGCGGGUGCGGUGCCUGAGCGAGACGAGUACAGCCGACUAUACGCUUCGCGAGUUCCUGCUGUCGUGGCGUGGGCAGGAGGAUCGCAAAAUCUACCAGUACCACUUCCAGGUAUGGCCCGACCAUGGCGUUCCGGGUGAUCCAGGUUGUGUGUUGAACUUCCUGCAGGACGUGAACACGCGCCAGGCCCAGCUGCAGCUGGAGGGAUUGACACCUGGUCCAAUUUGUGUACAUUGCUCGGCUGGCAUCGGGCGAACUGGAACGUUUAUAGUGAUCGAUAUGAUUUUGGAUCAAAUUCUGCGUCAAGGUCACGAAUGUGAAAUUGACAUCCAGCGGACGAUCCAGAUGGUGCGCUCGCAACGGUCCGGCAUGGUGCAGACGGAAGCUCAAUACAAGUUCGUCUACUUUGCCGUCCAGCACUAUAUACAGACGCUGCUGCAGCGGAAGCAGGCCGAAAAGCAGAGCCUGCAAGUGGGCCGCGAGUAUACCAACAUAAAAUCUACGUCUGACUCACAGUUACCAUUGCCACGAACUGUGAAUGAUUUAAACAACUCAUUAUCAGUAUAUGAGAACAUUCGUGUACCACCGCCAACACCACCGAGAAAAUCAUGACAAAUGGAUUUUUAAACCCUUUUUAAGGCAAAUGCUGUGAAAACAACCACCACUCCCUCUCCCCCUCGACCCCUGGUCUUUAUACAUCAUGGACAUGUUUUCCAUAAAUCUAUUCUAACCUCCCCCUAUUCCCCCUUGUGUGUGACACCAUUAGGACGUUCUUCGUUGAUGUGAAGCUUAAAGACACGUUCGAAGUGUGGGUGUGUUUUUUUUCUUUUCCGUUGCAAUGCAAACAGUACAGUUUAAGGGCGUUUUCCACGCACUUUGGCGCAGUUUUGUAUAGUUUUGUUUUAGAAGUGUGCUGUAUAUGAUUAUGUUUAUGUAUAUGCUACUGCAAAGGUACAAUGUGAUGUGUUUAUUCUGUUAUCUGACUAUAUGUUACGGCGUUAAGCAAAGGCGAUGGUAGAGAGAGGGAUCGUACACAUUCAAUUCCUGUAGGCACACCAUCGUAGCGAGUAAAAUGCGCCUAGUGGUUGCAAAAUGCAGUAAAAACUAAUUGGAACCUUUAAAGCUACUAAUAACACACGCAAAAUUCGAUGAUAAUAGAUAGGACCGGUUGAUUAAUGGUUGUCGAUUCAGUUUUUAGGAUAUAUUGUUGCAUUUCUGUAUCGUUGUACAUCGUUGGAUCUAGAACCGUGUUACGCAUAUGAAGCGAAGGAUAAUGCGCACACAUAAUCUGGUCUCGCUGAUUGAGCGCGUGUGCGCGCGCCGAUACACAGUUGUUUAGCGUAAGUGUGCUUCAGCUUUGAUUGUGAAUCUUAGCGCGAGAAACGAAUGCAAAUAUUCGUGGUUUUCUUGUGUUUUUUUUUUUCACAUGAAUUGAUUAGAUAUUUGUUUCCUCAAGUCCUUUUGCACAGUGCUCUGUGUGUACAAUGGAUAAAAGGACAUCCACUUUACGCGUUACGUGCCGCGUAACGUUACGGUGGGCGUGAUAUGCAAACGCACCGCGGCAUGUGCGUAAAUGUGUAACGCUUUUUGAAGAUAAAAAUGCCUAUUCUUCAGCGAAACAUGGUAUACUAAAUACUGAAACUAAAACAAAUACAGAUAAACUGCGUAGCGUUGAUAAGACGUACUAUAUAUACAUAUGUAAAAGGAUAAGGAAUAGAAUAGAACAGAACAAAUUACACUUGAAUAGUCGAUUUCGAAUUUUGACUAUGGAAAUAUGCAAAUCAAAUCAUCAGUAACAGACAAAAUAGACUUCUAUUUUUAUAAACUGACAAAAUCUUAUAGAGAGAAAACAAACAAACAAACAUACAUACAAAACAGAGAACACUAUUUGUUGCGUAAACACUAUUCAAAUGGAGAUUAUGAUAGAAAACCGGAAUACAGGAAAUCCGACAGUGGGAGAUACAGUGGUUAGCAUGGGGUUUGAAAGAGAGUGGAAAACAAUAUAUGUGUAAUAUCAUCGCCAAAGGAGGAGGUACAAUUGCGGAUACACGCUAUAGAUUUGUUGUAGAUUGCGAGAUGCCUAGUGAAGGAAAUUCAGGACCAGAAAUCACAAAAAAAGACAUGAUCGAAGCGAGUGGAACGCAUGUCCUAAUGACACGUACACAUUACUGUACACGCACACACAAUGCAGACAAGAGAGUUUGUUGCAUCCAGAAACAAAUGCACGUAAUACGUUUUAUUUUUAAACAUCAGUACAUCUAUUAUGCGUCUGUACAUUUAUUGUUGUUAGCAUCACAUUGACAAGAGGGGAACGUGUAGCGACGUUGUUUGCUUCCCAACUUGCCGAACAAUUGUUCUAUGUAAUCUGGCUAUCUCUCUGUGUAGGUUCCCGAAAAAGGCUUCCAUGUUAUACGUUGUAAGCGUUUCGACGCAACCAUAUGAUCGGUCUCCCAUCACCACAUAGUUGUAAGUCGUUACACACGUUAAAUGGCGGCAACAGGGACAAUUUGUGUAAAAGGCUAACACACUCAACUAGGAUAACGUUGCUUUAAGCGUGUGUUGUACAGAUCUUUCUGCACUAAUCUGCUGUAAUCAUUCUAAUUUUAAUUAUCGUUUGUAUUGGUUUCUUUGCAACCUUUAAACUUUUUUUUUGUUGCUUAUACAGCAAGCAUUGUUGGGAAUUUGGCCGAUGAUGGCUGUUGUUACACGGAGCAACCUCUACUCUAUUUUGUUCUUUUAUGCUUAACACACCUUUGUUAUACAUAGCUUGUUAAAUAGUCAGUUUUACAACAAUCGCAGUGGUAAACUCAUUUUAUCGGAUUUGAAACUUUAUAAAAGUUAGACGUUAUCAUUAUCCUCGAAAAAAGUGUAAGGGCGGACAGACAAAAACUAAAGCUGAAUGUGAUGUAGCGUUAAACGACGACGAACAGAGACAUUUGCCGAAAGUCUUAUAUAAAGGGGAAAGCGAAUUGGAGGUUAUGUUUCGUUUUCGCGCAUUGUUUCUUUUUUUUUCUAUCCAUCCAAUCCUUCUUCCCUUUUUUAAGAAACACGGAUACAAAAUCAAACACUGUACCGUCUCUGUACUAAUGAAACGCACGAUGAAGAAGGAAGGACGAGAGUGAACAAAAGAUAAAUAAAAAAAACACACUUCCAAGUAAACCACUCUACAUCCAAAUACGAUAAAAGAAAUUGACAAAAACGUAGUAAGAAAUAAAUGGAUUCGUGCGCGUGGUAAAUUAUGUUCGCUCAGCGCAGGCCAAUUAAUUGAAUGAAACCAAUCUGAGAACUAGACAUACAAAUAGGCACACAGUUACACAAUAAACAAUAAUAAACGUUAUUGUAUG
Molecule: messenger RNA, 5562 nt
Organism: Anopheles moucheti
Lineage: Eukaryota; Metazoa; Arthropoda; Insecta; Diptera; Culicidae
Product: tyrosine-protein phosphatase corkscrew-like
Exons: 9
Coding region: 641-2830 (729 amino acids)
Biological process (GO): protein dephosphorylation
Molecular function (GO): protein tyrosine phosphatase activity
Source: RefSeq, a predicted model, not a curated record